This is a messenger RNA of Cephus cinctus (wheat stem sawfly), 2390 nucleotides long. Its product is annotated as glucosylceramidase. Gene Ontology annotation, molecular function: glucosylceramidase activity. Lineage: Eukaryota; Metazoa; Arthropoda; Insecta; Hymenoptera; Cephidae. Gene Ontology annotation, biological process: glucosylceramide catabolic process. The coding region runs from base 485 to 1999 and encodes 504 amino acids. The transcript has 11 exons. The record is from RefSeq and is a predicted model, not a curated record.
CAGCCGUCUUGGCCGGUGGGUUUUUCCGUUCGAUGCAGUAGAAGACAGUAUCGUAUCGUUUCGCAAUAGUAAUCUUUAGAAGUCCAAAGUUGAUGGAAUCAUAAUCUACGUCAUCAGUCCGAAAGGAGGGUGCGCGGAAUGGGCGGAUCUCGUACAUUUCUUAUGGUGGGUUAAGUUUGCAGUAAGAACCACUGGGACUAGUAAAGUCGACGAAUUUACCUUUUGCGCUGAGUGCUCCGGAAGUGCAGUGUUGCGAAGUGCAGUGUGCCCUAGUACAGUGCCCAUCCUGGAUGUCUCCUGGAUGCGGUUCUCGGCCUUCACGGAUCAGCUGCACCAGCUCCGAAAUUUUUGGAUAAACACCUGUGAAGAUGCACUUGAGCUGCCGACACUGGUCUUAGAACGUUGUUCAGUAAUUCGACCUGACGAAGUACGAUCGAGUAAAAGUCAUACUGGUUAAUCAGAAAAAUUAUUCUGAUUUGCCAAGAUGGGCUCGUUUGUGCUGUUUGGAAUAUUCAUGUCCGUUUUGUUAAUUGUAAACACACAGGACUGCGUCCCACGCGAUUUUGGGAACGGGGGUACCGUCUGUGUUUGCAAUUCUACAUAUUGUGACGUCACACCGGAUCCAAUUUUACCGGAAACAGGAAAUCUUUUGCGAUACGUCUCCAGCAAAAAUGGUCUAAGGUUGAAUCUGAUUGAAGAAAAAUUUAGUAAUCAAAGUAUCGGCGACGUGAAAUUAAUUUUAAAUCGAAGUAUCAUGUAUCAAACCAUACAUGGAUUCGGCGGAGCAUUUACGGACUCGGCUGGAAUAAAUAUAAAGAACUUGAGUGCGGGUGCUCAGGAUAAAUUAAUGGAAUCGUACUUUAGUACCAAUGGGAGCAAAUACAGCUUCGGUAGAGUACCGAUUGCUGGGACUGAUUUUUCCACACGUAGUUACACAUAUGACGAUGUGCCAGGGGAUACGACCCUUUCGAAGUUUUCCUUAGCACAGGAAGAUUUUCUUUACAAAAUUCCUCUGAUACAAAAAGCACUCGAGUUGAAUUCAAAUCUGCGACUUUUCGCAUCUUCUUGGACAGCUCCGCCAUGGAUGAAAACGAACAACCAGUAUAAUAAAUUUGGAUUUCUUAAAACGGACUAUUAUCAAACGUAUGUGGAUUAUUUGAUAAAAUUCUUAAAGGAGUACAAAAAACAUGGUUUGGAAAUGUGGGGUAUAACAACCGGAAACGAACCGUUUAAUGCAUUUAUCUUCAGCUCUAUAUCCAAUACGGGUUGGACAGCUAAUACAUUGAAGAAGUGGAUUGCCAAAAAUUUAGGACCGACCUUACGGGCUUCGGAAUUUAAAGGCACAAAAAUUAUGGCUGUUGAAGAUCAACGAUGGGCCUUACCAUGGUUUCCUCAGAAAAUCUUUCGUAAUGAAAUUGUUAAAAAUUACACCGAUGCAAUUGCAUUUCAUUGGUACGUCGACAAAUACAUCCCUGCCUCGGUCCUUGACAUGACACAUGAUAAAUUCCCUGAUAAAUUUAUCAUUAUGACGGAAGCAUGUAUAGGAUCUUCUCCCUUUGACGGUGCUAAAGUACUUAUAGGAUCUUGGUCACGCGGGGAAGAAUACGUAUCCAACAUAAUUGAAAAUUUAUCUCAUUGGGUUACCGGAUGGGUCGAUUGGAAUCUUGCUCUUAAUGAGCAGGGUGGUCCAAACUGGAUUGAAAAUUACGUUGAUUCACCGAUAAUAGUCAAUGCCGAAAAUGAUGAAUUUUACAAGCAGCCAAUGUACUACGCGUUGGCUCAUUUUAGUAAAUUUAUUCCACCUAAUUCAAGAAGAAUUGAACUCACUGCCAGUACUGACGUAAAGUCUCUGUCUGUUACGACUCCAAACGAUGAAACAGUCAUUGUGCUCUACAACAAGAGUCGCCGUGCAAAGACUGUGUCGAUAAGCGAUCCCGAUAGAGGUUACAUAAAUGCAGAAUUACCAGGAAAUUCUAUACACACUAUAAUAUACAAAUGACAAUUUAACUAUAUAUAUAUAGCGUAACUAUAUCAGAACAUCAAUCUAAUAUACAACAUAGACAAAAUCCUUUUUAUUAAAAUAAUUAUAACGUACUGAUAUCCAUUAUUAUAGUAUAUAUACAACUAUAUAUACAUAUAAAUAUAUAUAUAUGUAUUCAUACAUAAAUAUUAAACAGAGAAAUCAAAAUCAUUCCCAUUUAUAAAAAUAACUCAAAAACCCAAACCAUCGAAUGGAAUCUCCCAAAAUCAGAAAGAAACUAUAAAGAUUACAAUCACAAACCCGCACGUGGAUUAAUCUUUCAGAACGUAAAAUCGAUAAAUCUUUCUCAUCUUCACAUGGGAAAGUCCCUAAAUCAGAGACUGGUGAACGAAAGAAAAAAAUCUGUGUA